Molecule: messenger RNA, 6778 nt
Organism: Mus pahari (shrew mouse)
Lineage: Eukaryota; Metazoa; Chordata; Mammalia; Rodentia; Muridae
Gene: Dennd11
Product: DENN domain containing 11
Exons: 9
Coding region: 26-1393 (455 amino acids)
Cellular component (GO): cytoplasm
Source: RefSeq, a predicted model, not a curated record
CGCCCCGGCUCCGCCUCGCCUCGCCAUGGUGGAGCAGGGAGACGCGGCGCCGCUGCUGCGCUGGGCCGAGGGCCCCGCGGUCUCUGUGCCGCAGGACCCCGCGCUGCAAGCUGGAGGAUGGGUCCGGGGCGGCAGUGGGGACGGCCGACUGGCCGCGGAGGCGCCCCGAAGGCGGGAACCCGACGAGCCAGCUCCCCCCGAAGUGCUGCUGCAGCCGGGGCGCCUGGAGCUAGGCGACGUAGAGGAGGACCAGGUGGUGGCCGUGUUCGUGGUCACCUUCGAUCCUCGCUCCGGAAACAUGGUAGAAUGGUGCUUACCUCAAGAUAUUGACCUUGAAGGUGUUGAGUUCAAGUCUAUGGCCAGCGGGUCCCAUAAAGUUCAGUCUGAUUUCAUCUAUUUUCGGAAGGGUCCCUUCUUUGGCCUGGCCUGCUUUGCCAACAUGCCUGUGGAGAGCGAGCUGGAGCGAGGCGCUCGGAUGAAGUCUGUGGGCAUCCUCUCUCCGUCCUACACCCUGCUCUACCGCUACAUGCACUUUUUGGAGAAUCAGGUUCGACACCAGCUGGAGAUGCCGGGACAUUACUCUCAUCUGGCUGCAUUCUAUGAAGACAAGAAAGGGGUGCUCCACGCUGGCCCCGGGAGGGGUGGCAGCUUGCCACCCGUCUACUGGCUGCCUUCCAUUCACCGCUAUAUGUAUCCUGAGAUGAAGAUCACACACCCUGCUGGCUGUAUGUCUCAGUUUAUUAAGUUCUUCGGAGAACAGAUCCUCAUUCUUUGGAAGUUUGCCUUACUUCGAAAGCGCAUUCUGAUAUUUUCUCCCCCACCUGUGGGUGUCGUGUGCUAUAGAGUGUACUGUUGCUGUUGUCUGGCCAAUGUGUCCCUGCCUGGCAUUGGGGGCACCAUCCCUGAGUCCAAGCCUUUCUUCUAUGUGAACGUGGCUGACAUUGAGAGCCUGGAAGUUGAGGUGUCCUAUGUAGCCUGUACCACAGAGAAGAUAUUUGAAGAGAAGCGUGAGCUGUACGAUGUGUACGUGGACAACCAGAAUGUAAAGACACACCAUGACCACCUGCAACCCCUGCUGAAGAUCAACAGUGCAGACAGGGAGAAGUACCGCCGGCUCAACGAGCAGAGGCAGAUGCUGCUGUACUCCCAGGAAGUUGAAGGAGACUACAGCCCAUGUGAAGAGGACCUCUUUGUGCUGUUUUUCCUAGAGCAGAACAACCGGAUUUUUCAGACUCUGUUGGAGGUGUCAGCCAGCCAAGAUAAAACUCUAACAGCGGAGCAUGCCCGAGGCAUGGGACUGGAUCCCCAGGGAGACAGGAGCUUUCUCAUGGACCUGCUGGAGGCCUACGGCAUCGACGUCAUGCUGGUCAUUGACAACCCCUGUUGUCCUUAGGAAACGUGAUAGGAUUGGUGGUGAGACUCUCGUGUGGGGUGACAGGAGCCUGGAGUGCACCCGAGGCCCUCAGCAGCUUCAGUUUUAAUUAAGUUGACACAAAGGACUCUUUAUACUUUCCAACACAUGAAAUUUUUGCCAUUUUCUUUCUGUGCCUCAGCCCUGGGGCUGGGGUGAGGCUGCCUGGGCUCGUGGCCUUUGGUUGGACAUGGGAAUCUACUGUCUUCCACUGCUGCUUCUUUGGGUUUAGUCUUAGGAAUUCUGUGAGUCGGAGUCAAACUCUGGGAUGAACUGUUCAGAAAACCUGUAUGUCUUCGUUUGCCUUUGUUGCAUAUGAGAGUAAGAUAACCAUGUGGCCCCGUAUGGCCUUAGAUGUUCAUCUGCCUAAAGACAGAAACUAAUCAGAUGACCUUUCCACCAAGUUCAAGGAGUAAAGUUAGGGUCACCUAGUCGUGAGAGGGCAAGUCUGAAUGUCCUCUGUUCGAUGGAGUGGAGAGAACACGAAGAAGGAGAAAAAUAGAAUGACAGGGAAAGAAUUCUUGAAAUCCUUCCUAAAGUAAGCGAUGAGCAUCCACCCAUCCACCCACCCUCCCCACCACAUCCCGGUCCUCUUGGUCAGUGCUUGGUACUGGCCCCGAGCUUAUAGACUCAUAAGCGCUGAAUAUCCUCUUGAACUAACUAACAGGUUCAAAUAGGUAAGGGAAGAAAUUUCCAGUUUCUUUAAGAGCUCUGUGGAGGGAUGGUACACAGUCCUACAGCAGAUACUUCUGAUGAAUUCUGAAAUACAGCCAGGGCCCAAGCUGGUUAACUCAGGUUGCGAUGUGAUGUUAACAGGUCUCUUUACCAAUCUGAAACUCCCACAGACAUCUCUGAAGCAGAGACAACAUUCCUUAGGCUAAGCAACGAACCUAACAGAUUUGACAGGGAAAAUAUAACAGUGCCUCCCAUCAAAUAGCUGGAAAUCCCAGACUAACAACCAUGCCUGCUUCUUUCUGUCUGCGAUGGAGCUGCGGUCACUUUGUUCUUUGGGGCUGGGAUACUUUGUACUCAUGCACUAUGUUGGGAGGGCAACUGUUAACCAUAUUCAGAAAGCCAUGUGAAUAGCUAGCUAGCCAGCCAUCAAACAGCCACGUCUGUAGCUAAAGAGCAGUCAGGUUGAUGCCCACAGCAGAGAACUUCAAAGGGAGGGCCCAUGCCUCUUAAAUCCGUUCUGGGUUCUUGAGGCUUAUUGCUUAGCUCAAGUAUUUUCACUGUAGCUCCUUGAUUAAAAAGUCCAAGAGUGAAGAGGUUGGUGUGUGUGAAAAUGCCAACAGACACUGAUGAGUCAGGGUAACAUCUUUUCUGUAAAUAUAUAAAUAAGUUUAGGCACUGACAUAAACUGUUCCAACUAAUUGAUUUUUCUCCUCUGCAGUGUGGGUUUAGCUAUCAUUCCAGUAACACAAUGUUUACAAGAAAACACAGCUGUGCUCAGUGGCUGAAGUUUCUCCUGCUUUGUCCUUAGGGCUACCUUCCCCUCUUGCUCCAGGGCUGAGCAGGGGGGAACCACCCGAUGCUGACGGAGCAACACUUCCUUUGGUCUCUAAAGCUCAAAGUCAGGGGUAGGUAGCCAGAGAUAAGAGCUUCUGAGGGACUGGAAGACUCUCUUCAGAAUUCAUUGAAGAGAGGCUAGACAAUUGGAUCCACGGACCUAACAGAUUUGACAGGGAAACUAUAACAGUGCCUCCCAUCCAAGAGAAUAGCUGGGAAUCCCAGACUAACAACCAUGCUUGCCUCUUUUGGUCUGUGAUGGGACUGCAUUUGUUUCUUCUUUGGGGCUGGGAUAUUUUGGACUUCAUGCAAAUGAAGACCCCGUUUCUGAGAACCUCCCUAGAGCCUUCUGUAGGCCAGCACUGUUUGCUGUGCUGCUGAGGCAGCAAGCUGAGAACUGCAGAUGAAAAGGUAGCAAAGGUGAGAAAGGCUGUCUGUUGUGAACUUGGGCUUUAUGGGUUCUUUUUAACUGAGCAGCUGUGUUAGGUCUUAGGCUCUGGGCUUGCUAGCCCCCAGAGCAGAACUUGUUGUUCACCAUCUCCUUCAGUCCUUCCCUACCUUGCCAGUUUCUUCAUAGGGCCAGCACAUGGCACAGGUGUCUGUGUGGCUGACAGUGUGUAUGUCAACGCCAUUUGUACCCUUUGCUCCCUUUUAUCAUCUGUAGAGUGAGCCUUGAGACGUGAGCCCAGUCCACAUCACUAUGAAGUCAUACCAGACUGCUCCCCCCAUGGCAGUGAGCAGAUGCAAGUCUGCAUAAUAUGCUGUGAGUUUCCUAUAAAGGGAAGUAGUUUGUAUGAACUAUAUAGGAAUCUCUUUAUAGUGACGGCAGAAGCUAGUAGCCACAGGAUGUGCUUGCCUUCACUCUUGAAAUACUUUCUGAAAAACCAUCUGGCUUUAUUUGGAAGAAGUUAGUUCACAUCCUUCAUAGCUUUCUGACCAUUGGCAGAGACAGGCAUUUUUUUCGUAACACUGACCUCUAGGAAGAAGGUUAAAAUCUCAGAUGUGGGUCCUGCCAUUCUGCUAGUGGCUCUGAGCUGGCAGAGCCCUUCUGGGUAGCACUAAUCCCCUCCUGUACCAUGCUGGGAACCAUGUGUUAACCUGGAAGCAUUUGCUGACUUGCAUUGCUGGCUAUUCAGUCAUUUUUAAGUAGAAGAAAUUUCCAAUGGUAACAAUCUUCAGGGGGCCUGACAUUGGGGUUUGGGGUAUGUAGACAGUCAUGUUAAGUACAACAUACUGAGUAUAACAAGAGCCUCUUAAAGUGGAUGUUUUUGUCAGCAGAUGGUAAUACCCAGCUAGUUGUUGCCUGGCUCAGGUCUCUUUCCUCAGAAGCAGUAAAAAUAGCAGAGCUUAUCUCCUACCAGUCUAUAAAGGAAGGCCAAGUCAUUGCCUGGUAUUAGUGUUGGCUUUAAACAUGAAGCCUUCCCUGUGCUGGGCGCGGAUCCAGGCCAAUGUUGGUGUCCUACCUGGGGCCCAUAUGGUUCAAUCAGUUAGGAGUACAGUGUGACAGGAGGCGUUUGCCUCCCACACCUCACACCCACUCUGGCUUCUGGAGAUGAUCUGGUUUCAUUGCUGGGAUAGAAGUUAGGAUAAGAACCUGAAACUAUAACUUACCUUGCUGGAAACCACGGAAAGGUGAGAGUGACGCUCAGAUACAAUAGUGCCAGAUGCUUCAUGGGAAGGUUCGCUUACACAAUUACCUAAUAUAUUUUAGCUAGAUGAUAAAGGUAAAUUAAACCGUGGCUAAUUGCUGCCUUCACUCUGGAGGCAAGGGGGAAGAACCUCCUGUCUUGAGACACUGAAAGCAUAUCAGUGCAGAAAGGUAAGAUGGACUUAUCCUUCCACUGAAGCUUUUGGGGAGACUUCUCUAAGAGUGCUAGUGAAUUACCCGGUGGCAGAAGUCAGCUUCCUAGAGACGCAGAGACUUGGGAACUGUCUUUUCCCCUAAACUGCACAGCCAGAGAGUGGAUUGAGAUGCUUUCUCCAAGUCCAGUGUGAUAGUCCUUGCAGAGGUAAAGAAGGGAUAUGGGGUAUGGGUGAACAGAGCUGUAAGAUAACGCCGGGUCACACAGUGAUCAUGCCUUAUUAUGAGACGAGUUUGAAAACUGACAAGAGCAUCAUCCAUAGGACGUCUUCCCCUUAGGUUUCCAGGCUAAUCGGCUAUGAUUCUGAGAGCUGUCCAGCAGCCCAUCUCUCCCUCAUAGUGCAUAGUUCUACCCAUGGUGAGGCUCCUGAAGGUCCAUAGCUUACCUCAGCAAGCCCAGUUUCAUCCCUUCUCAUUUUAGGAAAACCCUUUCAGUCAGGUAGGGGAAGGGGAGGAGUUAAGGACUCCUUUUAUACCCAAGUCACAGGCUUUGACUAUGCCACUUUAUAGCUAAUAUACCUCUGUUCCCAGGAGCUACAGAAGGUGGGGAAAAGACAGUGAAUUAAGGUAAUGCUUUUCCUAUGAGAAAUGGAAGUUUAUUUUUAUACCAGUGUUACUGAAUGGUGAAUUAAGUACUGAAGCGUUGAAAUGGAAAAGAAUUGCAAAGUUAUCAUCUAAAAAGCAAUGGGCAGCUUUUGUAGUUUAAUUGCAGUGGAGGCCUUAGACAUGUCACUGUCUGUGACAGUGUUUUGAAGCAUGAGCACACACUCUGCUGUAUUAUUUCAGCAGCAUUACAGGAGAGAAAGUCAACUGGCCAGACAAGACGAGAGGGACAGUGACCUUGGGUAAAUCUGUGGAACAGAAGUGCGCAAAUAGCCUUUCAAUGACUAUUCCUUCUUGAUCAAGGGAGAGAGAGGGGAAUGGGCGGUAGUCUGCUACCUGGCACUUUAAUUCAUUUUAGUGGCUGGAAGUUGGAUGAUAUUGUAAAUUUAGAAAAGGAAUAGGACUUUUUUGGUGCUAUAUAGAGAAAUGAGAAUGGGAUCAAUAAAGCCUUUAGAGCUUACUCUAGAAUGUCCGCACGGCGCUGCCUCCCAGAACCAUGCUGACUUGAUUCUGACAGCUCUACAGCAGGGGUUUGCUUUCAUUUGCAGCCGGCGCCUGUUUGGUUUGCCGAGUUUACCUUGCUUCCUAAUGACGCUGGGCUCACUGGGACAGGGCAGGGCCUUAUAAACUGUGCAUAGAUGGAGCUGCAAAGUGAAACCCAUAAAAAGAAAAUAGGUGUAAUUGACAUUGUAUCUGGGUAAAUUAAGCAAGGAUAUAUAUAUAUACAUAUAUAUAUCAGGCAAACCCAAAGUUCAUUUUCCUUGCCCACCAGAAAUGCCAUGAGCAUGUCAGCCAUGAGCAAUGGGGAAUUCUGUCCUCUUGAACUGCCCGCAUAAGUGGCUGCCAGGCUUUGGGUCGGGGUAAACAAAAUCAACUUCCUUUAUUUGCCCAAAAACUUGGAUAAAUUUUUGCAAUAAGUCUGGAAUAUAAUCCUUCCUGAAAAAAAAAGAAAUCAUGGUAAUCAAGGAAAUAUGUUUUCCUAGUUUUUUUUUUUAAACAUAGUGUCCCUGUUGCCUUAAAUAUAAAAAACUAUUUUGAGAAAUAACCCCAUUCUAAAAGGUAUAGCAAUAAAAGAAACCGAAUCUAUUUUUGUUUCAAGUCUUUACCUCAUGACAGAGUCAGAAGGAUAAUUGGUAAGUUUUGCUCUGGGUACUACUGCAAACCGAUGUAUCCUUUCUGUGUCCUCAACGGAGUAUUAUUUACAGACCUGAAGGAAGUUGGGCUUAACCCCAAGGCUAAGUGUAAAUGUUUCUUGAAUUGAUUCUUUCUGUGGUACAAGUUAACACCUGUGUAUAUCAUAUCUGUGUAUAUCUGAACCAAGUUAUGUGCAGAGGUUGAUAAUAACUAUAUUUACAAAAGAAAUUUUUACAAUUAAAGUUCUCAUUUUAACAUGA